Pieris rapae (cabbage white) is the source of this 1438-nucleotide messenger RNA. RefSeq lists its product as uncharacterized. The record is from RefSeq and is a predicted model, not a curated record. The transcript has 4 exons. NCBI's taxonomy places the organism in Eukaryota, Metazoa, Arthropoda, Insecta, Lepidoptera, Pieridae. The coding region runs from base 756 to 1430 and encodes 224 amino acids.
UCACCACGCACGCUUUAAAGCACGCGAAACGUCCGGAAAAUUUUAAAAUUAUGUAAAAUAAUUACAAGUUUAUAUACAUAUACAUAGCUUCAAUCCGUUAAAAAAGUGUUUUCUUUAAGAAAUUCUUACUUUGAUUAACUAAUUCUGAACAGACUUAUUUACAGCAAAAUCAAGCAAACUACAUUAAAUAUUCCAAUAUUUAGGUAUUUAUUUAUUAAUGAGAAACAAACAGAAGAAAUAAAACAUAAUGUUGAUUGUUAUUGAUGUAUCCUAGAAGAGUUUUACAGAGAAAUAAUGAUUAUAACCAAACAUGACAGCAGAACUGUAGAUAAAUACAUAAUAAAAUAUAAAGUAGUUCACACAUACGAAGACUCCAUAAAUGCUUAUAACUAAAUUAAAAAAGAUGGUCGGAAGUCGACUUUUGCUGAUACAUAAUUGUUUUAUUUGAACGAUUAGGUAUUUUUUAUUUAUGAUAAACUCAUAAACAAAAAAAAUAAAAUAAGAAGAUAUUUGAUAUCAAGCUGGCAAGAAGUUGUCAAAGAUGUAUCUGAUUUAGACGCUUCAAUAUUCGAGAAAUGAUCAUAAGUUUUUGUAAUGUUUCAUUUAUAAUACUUAUAUAGUUUUUGUGAUUCUGUAUAUUAAUCAAGAUAAUGAAAAAUGCAAUAAAGUUAUUUCCUUAAAUAUGUUAAAUAUUUUAGCAUAUUAUAGCCUUGAAUUUAUCAUACGAGAUGAAUAAUUUAUGAAAUUCUUUUGCGAUGUCGUUCAUUAAAAUUUUGAAGGCGCCGAGUAAAUUAUUUCAAAAAGAUGUUAUAACAUUCUUAACAAUCCGACGUCAUGAUUUAGGUGUGAUAGACAACAAACUCCACUACAUAUCCGUAAAGCCAACAGCAUCAAUUUCAGUGCUAAGACAAAAAGUGUGGCAUCUAUUAGAUCUGCCAGAUUAUUGCGAUGAGAUUAUUAAACUAGAAUCGGAAGAUGGCAAAGAGCUACCGUUGACGGAUCUGCGUACUGGCAAUGAACCACAACACCCUUACAUUUUAGAAGUGUGGUUACCCGUAAACCAGUCAUAUACUUGCGGAUUACACAAGAACAUGUUAACAAUAGGCGAUAGUAGUAUCCUUAACCAAAACAGUUCAAGUGGUACUGAAUUUGAAGAGAAAAUCCACAAUGAUAGUAGUGCCAAGUCAACUGGUACACCAAUUAUUAAGACAACAGUGGCAAUGAAGACGAAGAACGAUAACAAAGCAAAUACUUUGCCUUCAGAUUGCAAAAGCGAAGUUUGUUCAAAAAUUUCAUCGACAUCGCUAUUUUUUAAAUUACACGGAAGGAAAAGUCGAGAUAACUUCACAAAUAUUUUACUCAAAAUUCAAAACGACCUCAUUGUGUUAAGCAACAAAUUAUCAACUUUGGAAAAUAAAAUACAAAUUUAAAUAAAACU